CGUUUCAGCUCUAGGGUUUUUCUCGCUAGGAAAAUGCAUGAAGCCUAGAUGAUGGUUUUUGCUACCCCUAGGACUCAGCAGUUGAAUUUUUAAGUGUGUUACUGAUUCAUUUUUUCUCUCUCUUCCUCUGUCAUCACAGGUUUAAACUUACGCGAAUCGCUCUUUGGAGGAGGAGGAGGAGGAGACCCGCCGCGCGAUUGACACGCAUAUUCCUAUAGGCAUCCUCCUUCAGCCCCCACCCCCACGGCCGGAUUCGGGUGGCUCCUCUCGGAGCUGAAAUCCGAGAAGAAAUCCUUAGAUCUCUUAAAAAAAAAAAAAUCUAGAAACCAUCGGUAUUUUACUUUCCUGCUUUCUAUUUGCAAGAUGAAGAAGUUUUUCGACUCCCGGCGAGAGCAGGGCGGCUCUGGCCUGGGCUCUGGCUCUAGUGGAGGAGGGGGCAGCACCUCGGGCCUGGGCAGUGGCUACAUCGGGAGGGUCUUUGGCAUCGGUCGACAGCAGGUCACAGUGGACGAGGUGUUGGCCGAAGGUGGAUUUGCUAUCGUGUUUCUGGUGAGGACAAGCAAUGGGAUGAAAUGUGCCUUGAAACGCAUGUUUGUCAACAAUGAGCAUGAUCUCCAGGUGUGCAAGAGGGAAAUCCAGAUAAUGAGGGACUUGUCAGGGCACAAGAACAUUGUGGGUUACAUUGAUUCUAGUAUCAACAAUGUGAGUAGCGGCGAUGUAUGGGAAGUUCUCAUUCUGAUGGACUUUUGUAGAGGAGGCCAGGUGGUAAACCUGAUGAACCAGCGCCUGCAAACAGGCUUUACAGAGAAUGAAGUGCUGCAGAUAUUCUGUGAUACCUGUGAAGCUGUUGCCCGCCUGCAUCAAUGCAAAACACCUAUUAUCCAUCGUGACCUAAAGGUUGAAAAUAUCCUCUUGCAUGACCGAGGCCACUAUGUCCUGUGUGACUUUGGCAGUGCCACCAACAAAUUCCAGAAUCCACAAACUGAAGGAGUUAAUGCAGUGGAAGAUGAGAUUAAGAAAUAUACAACGCUAUCCUAUCGAGCACCAGAAAUGGUCAACUUGUACAGUGGCAAAAUCAUCACUACGAAGGCAGACAUUUGGGCCCUGGGAUGUUUGUUGUAUAAAUUAUGCUACUUCACUUUGCCAUUUGGGGAGAGUCAGGUGGCAAUUUGUGAUGGAAACUUCACAAUUCCUGAUAACUCUCGAUAUUCUCAAGACAUGCACUGCCUUAUUAGGUAUAUGUUGGAACCAGACCCUGACAAAAGGCCGGAUAUUUACCAAGUUUCCUACUUCUCAUUCAAACUUCUCAAGAAAGAAUGCCCAGUUCCAAAUGUACAGAAUUCUCCUAUUCCUGCAAAACUUCCCGAACCAGUGAAAGCCAGUGAGGCAGCUGCAAAAAAGACCCAGCCAAAAGCCAGACUGACAGAUCCCAUUCCUACCACAGAAACUUCAAUUGCGCCCCGCCAGAGGCCUAAAGCUGGGCAGACUCAGCCAAAUCCAGGAAUCCUUCCCAUCCAACCAGCUCUGACACCUCGGAAGAGGGCCACAGUUCAGCCCCCACCUCAGGCUGCAGGACCCAGCAAUCAACCUGGGCUUUUGACCAGUGUUCCUCAACCAAAAGCCCAAGCCCCACCCAGCCAGCCUUUGCCUCAGUCUCAGCCCAAGCAGCCACAGGCUCCAUCUACCCCACAGCAGCCGCCUUCCACCCCAGCCCAGGGUCUGACAACAUCUCAGGCCCAGGCCACACCCCAGCACCAACAGCAGCUCUUCCUCAAGCAGCAGCCACAGCAGCCGCAGCCCCAGCCCCAGCCACAGCAGCCACAGCAGCAGCCACAGCAGCAGCCACAGCAGCCAUCAGGCACAUUUUACCAGCAGCAGCAGGCCCAGGCUCAGCAGUUUCAGGCAGUACAUUCAGGAACCCAGCAACCAGCCAUUGCCCAGUUCCCUGUGGUGUCCCAGGGAGGCACUCAACAGCAGCUGAUGCAGAACUUCUACCAGCAGCAGCAGCAACAGCAACAGCAACAGCAGCAGCAGCAGCAGCAACAACAACAACAGCAACAACAGUUGGCCACAGCUUUACAUCAGCAACAGCUGAUGACUCAGCAGGCAGCUCUGCAGCAAAAGAGCCUGGCAGCAGCAGGACCACAGCCCCAGGCCCAACCUGCCUCUGUCCCCCAGCCAACAUCUGCUCAGGAGCCCGCACUUCAAGCCCCAGUAAGACAACAGCCAAAGGUUCAAACAACCCCACCUCCUACCAUCCAGGGACAGAAACUUGGAUCUCUGACUCCUCCAUCAUCCCCCAAAACCCAACGAUCUGGGCACAGGCGGAUUCUCAGUGACGUCACCCACAGUGCUGUGUUUGGGGUCCCUGCCAGCAAAUCCACUCAGCUGCUCCAGGCAGCUGCAGCUGAGGCCAGUCUCAAUAAAUCCAAGGGUGGGAACCUACCUAGGUCUGCAACCACCACUCCAUCAGGAUCUCCUCGCACCUCCCAACAAAAUGUCUAUAAUCCUUCAGAAGGUUCUACGUGGAAUCCCUUUGAUGAUGACAAUUUCUCCAAACUUACAGCUGAGGAACUGCUGAACAAGGACUUUGCCAAGCUGGGGGAAGGCAAACAUCCUGAAAAGCUUGGCGGCUCAGCUGAGAGUUUGAUCCCAGGUUUCCAGUCAACCCAAGGUGAUGCUUUUGCUGCUUCCUCAUUCUCUGCUGGAACUGCUGAGAAAAGGAAGGGUGGGCAAACUGUGGAUUCUGCUGUCCCACUUCUAAGCGUUUCUGAUCCUUUCAUUCCUCUUCAGGUACCUGAUGCACCAGAAAAACUAAUUGAGGGACUCAAAUCUCCUGACACGUCUCUUCUGCUCCCUGAACUCUUGCCUAUGGCAGAUCCUUUUGGUAGCACUUCCGAUGCUGUAAUUGAAAAAGCUGAUGUUGCCGUUGAGAGUCUCAUACCAGGACUGGAACCCCCAGUUGCCCAGCGCCUCCCAUCUCAGACGGAGUCUGUGACCUCAAACCGCACAGAUUCUCUCACUGGGGAAGAUUCCCUGCUUGACUGCUCUCUGCUUUCUAACCCUACUGCUGACCUUCUGGAAGAGUUUGCUCCCAUAGCAAUCUCUGCUCCAGCCCAUAAAGCUGCAGAAGAUAGUAAUCUCAUCUCAGGUUUUGAUGUCCCUGAGGGCUCGGAAAAGGUGGCAGAAGAUGAGUUUGACCCUAUUCCUGUAUUGAUAACCAAAAACCCACAAGGUGGGCACUCUAGAAACAGCAGUGGGAGCUCUGAGUCCAGUCUUCCCAACCUAGCCAGGUCUUUGCUGCUGGUGGAUCAGCUCAUAGACCUGUAGCGGUGACCCAGUAGCAGAUGCAGUUCUGUAACCUUCAUGCCGUAAUACACAUUUUCAUUACGGAGUUACGAGAAAAAUGAUUUUUUAAAAAAAUCUGCAAAUAAAGGGCCCUCCAGCCCUUUUCUCCUACCCCUUGCCUUCUCCUAUAGAAAUGAUAAGGAAAGAAAAUCACUUUGGCCCUCCAGAUAUAUUCCUUGGCCAGUUCCUCCCUGUUAGUUUGCUGUGUUUUCUCAUUAACCUUCUUCAAUAGCAUUAUCUUAAAUCAAGCGCUAGAUGCCAUGAGCUUCACUUCUGCUGGAAUUGACUCCACCAAAAGCUUAACUGUAACUGAACAUAGUGAACUGACACCUUUGUCUCAUUCUUGCUAGGAAUGGCCUCCCAAAUCAAUCCUCCCAGCCCCUGUCUCCUUGGCCAGAUGCUGAUGAAUAUGUUUUCCUGUUUUUGCUUUUUAUUCUGAUGCAUUAUCAUGAGGACCCGGCUUCUUCAGCUGGUUUUAACUCUAGGCAGUAGCCUGGAGAUGGAUGUGUGGUUUAAGAGAGGGUAAAACUCACUGAUAGUAUAUGUUUGAGAAGAGAAAUUGAGCCCAGCUCUGGCCUACCAACUUUGCCCUUGUUUAAUCAUAGACUUAGCCAAGAGAUUUACACCCCAUGCAACCCACCCAGCAUUCGUCCAGCUUUCUGGCUUCCACUGAGUCGUGAUUUCUCAGAUCUGGAGAUGUGACUGCAAGUACUUGAGAUCCUUGGAUAAAAUGUGUACGUUAUAUAAACCCCAAGUAUUGCCAUUCCUUUUCAUGUUACCUGGCUCAAGCCAGAACCUCAGAAUUAGACCAAAACAAGACAGUGGUGGUAAUAUGAUACCUUUUAUUAGAAGACUUUUCACUGGGGGGUGGAUAGGGGAGGGGAAGGAAUUGUAGCAGAAACAGAUGUAUUUUUCUUGUGAUUUUUAUUUUGAAUCAAAUAUUGUAAAUUGUGUAUAAAUGAAGACACUGAAUAGUUCUGUUUCCACUUGGCGUUUCAAGUCCGAUAUCAGGUGUCUGUACAGGGUUUUGAUCACUUUCCCUUGUAUAACCACACAGCGAUUCUACAGUGUAACAUAUGGAAUUAUUUUGAGUAGAUUGUGUGUCUUGCUAUAAGCUUCCAGCAGGUCCUGUCUCUAUAGAAUAAGCAUGUUGUUUAUUUUCAGAUAAUCAGAAAUAAGUGUGCUGACAAGCUGGGCACAGUUUGGCUAUUUACCUUUCUCUCUGAUGUUUAAAUUGAAGGCUGCAGCCAAUGGAAUAUGUUCAGAUGGUUUUCCUUGGCUUCCUAGAUUUAAAAACCAAACAAGGCAUAAUUCUUCACUAACCUUAGACUGUUGUUAAUAAAAUAAAUAAAGGCCCCUGCACUGACAUGACAACAUGCCUCAUGGUCACCCUCUGUAUAUGUACUUACUCACUAAAGUGUAUUUUAUUUCCUUACAUGGAAAGUACUUUUAUAAAAUCACCCUUUUGAAAAGAAGGGGCACAGAGAACCACCUUGUUCUCUUUCUCGAGUGCCAUUGUCCAUGAUCAAAAGGGACAAACUUAGUUGAUCAGAUUUGUAUAAAUAAAAUUCCAAGUCCAUUUGCUUGUUCUCUAGCUAGUACUUUUGUUUCUUCUUCCUCACAUUUGCACUUUAAGGGUGGGGGGAUGGGGAGGAGUUUAACAGCAACAAGAGCCUGCAGACACUGCACUCUGGAGGGCCAGCUUUGACCCCAGCAGUGGAAGAGUAGCCUGGAAAGGCUUCAGAGGACAAGUCUGAACCUUUCAUUCUUCCUUCUGACUUCAAAUACUUCCCUUGCCAGCUGAAAUUAGAUGAGCUAAAUAAAGGCUUCUGCUAGGAGAACAGAUCAUUUCCAAAGUUGAGAGAGGCACAGCUUCCUGCUGAGGACAGAAAAAAAAAAGGCCGUGAAGAGCUCUCUGUGAUUGGGUAGCAGUGGAAAUAGGACAUGGUUUACCCCUUUAUGGACAGGAAACUUGCUGCAGAUCAGAAUUGUAUCCUCUUUCCUGGACACAGAAAGAAUGUAUAAAUUAACGAAGGAAAUGUUUAUUUUUAAAGAAGGAUAAAGUUUAGUUCUAUGUUUUCAUAUUUGAUUUUUUCAUAUAUAUGUGUUAGAAAUAUAAUGAACUAUAGUUUCUCAAUUUAGUUGAAACCAUGAAGUGUACAGUUUAGAAUAGGUAUCUCUAAAUUGUUCCUUUCAUGCAUUACCCAUAAUUACAUUGAAAUAUAUUAGCUAGUCAUUUGGCUCAAUAAAGCUUAAUGGAGACAGUUAAUGAAAAUAGACUAGAAGCCAGAGAUGAUGGUAGAUGCUUGAAGAAGAUAAUGACAAAGAACUAUCUUGGGCUUAUUCGUUAAGAGUACAGCCUCUUUCUGCUUUUCUUUUGAGGAAUGCACCUGAGUGAUUUGGUAAAUAGGGACUUCCUUAGUUUAUAGCAUCAUCUCUGAGCUGAAAUAGUUUAUUUGAAGUGAGCAUAAUAUUGUAGUAAUUGAUGGACUUCUGGAGCAACAGAGUGAGUUAUAAGAGAGACCUUAGAGACCAUCUGCUAGUCCAUUCACUUCAUUUUACAGGUGUGGGAUCUGAACUGAAUUAAGGCAGGGGGUGGAGAGAAGAGGCCUGGGCAGGCCAGGCCACCUGGAAUCUCAUUCCAACCGUUACCAGGCACUGGCUGAGUAAUUUUCGGCAGGUACUUCACCUCUCAGAGCUGCUGUCACUUACUUAUACAAUGAUGGUGUGACUGGAUAGAUGAUCUUAAGGUUUUAGAAGCAUAAGGUCCUAAGUAUGUAUUGUUAGGCUUUGAAGGACUAUGAAGGAUUUAUAUAAUCUUGAUGUUCUUCAGUUAUUGUCUGUAUUCCUGAUAUUAUUAUAGCAGCAUUAUAUGUUAGAGAAUUAUAAUGGACUUUAUUAACCUGUUUACUCUUUCUUGGUUAUCUGAAUAGAAUCCUAAAACAUCACAGAGUUUUGGGUGUAGAUUUUUUUUUUAAUGUUACACUCUUGCACAUGUACCCACAUGUACACCCCUACAUAUUCCAGUAAAAUAAUAUUUUAAAAUGUAGGAUCAGAGAUCUGCCAUUAAAAUUGAGCAAAUACUAUGUGCAUAUGUUUAUAUGCAUUUGCUUUUAUUCCAACUGUUUGAGAGUAAUAACUAUCCUAGCAAACAUCACAAAUUGGGGUUUUUUCCCCCUUUACAGCAUUCAAAUAAUGAAAUCACAAAAUUCAAUUCCCAAUGUUUAAAAAAAUACAGUUCUCAGAGGAGAUAAAGUUUAAAUGGACACUUCUAAAUAUGAUUAUAAUCAUUACAAUUAAUGAUUUUUUUAGCAGACGCAUUUGACAUCUAAUUGAAUGAUGUUUUCUUCAAAGGUAUCCUAGUUCACUUGGGAAGUUAAUACUUAUCUUAGUGAUGCUGUCAUCAUUCACAUUCUUUUUAAAACUCAUCUUCUUAAAAAUAACAUUAAAGAACACAUAAGCAAAUCAUUUGUAUUAUCAAAUUAUACACUUUCAGCAUCUGAAAGUAUAUUCUAUUCACUUUUUCCACUACUCCUGCUUCUGGGUAACAUUUAGCUAUUUCCAAAAAGCAAAAUCACCCCAGUAAGAUGAAGAGUGGUUAUUACUGAAGAGAGUAUAAAGAAGAAUCCACAGAAAAUUCCCAGAGAGACCUUACAAGAGAAAAUGAACAUGAUCAGUCUUAUUUUCCUUAAUACUCUGAAUAAGGGAACUUCUAUUAUAACUCCUAUCUUUAGUAUAGUUUAGAAAAUUGAAAGAUAUGAGUUUUUAAAAUACCUCUGAAAGAAUCUGUCACUUUGUUCAGUGUCAUUUGACAUUGGAGUUGGCUCUUCUUCAUCAGAAUUAAUUCAUUAGAAUUAUAACUUAGGUUGCUAAUAAUUGGUGCAAAACAAAUCCAGGAAAGUACCUGUUUUUCUCAAGAUGCUUUGUUUUACUUUUAAUACCCAUUUUCUACUCUCCCAAUAGAAAAUUGGUGAUUUUGAUUCAAAACAACGUAACCUUCCCCCAGGUCAGCAGUGAUUCUGGCUUCAGUUGCAGGAGUGAGAGGACCUUUGGGCCGAGAGCCCAGAGGUAUGGAAAGAUCUGCAUUCAGCUAAACAAAUGAAUGCUAUAGACACAUAAGGCCAAAAUAAUCUCCCAUGAUGAGGUUUUUCUGUGACCUUCAGGAGUCCUUGACUUUCUUAGUCUAUUAUCAGGGUCCUGUAGCAACUAACUUUAAGUUCAGGGAUAAAAAUUAUGCACUUCUCAAAUAUACUGAAUUAAGCAAAUCAUAGACUUCCUGGCAGAACAAAAAACUGUCAGAUGUUUAGAAUGGAAUCCUUGGUGAAACACUCAAGAUUUUGCAAAGCUGUCUUAUGUUCUUCUCUAGACACUAACUUUACCAAUCCAAAAUUAAUCUUUUCAUUUCCACACUGGUGAUGUUCCUGAAGUUGGAUGUGCUUAGGUUUCUUCAAGUGGAAUGAAUCUCAGAUGGCUCCCAUUUCAAAAAAUCUGUACCAAGAUCCUAUUUCGCUUUUCGUGGGUUUCCUUUCACUAGGAUGGGGGAGGGAGGCUCCUUGGGUAAUGCUAUCCUAUGCAAACAAAGUUACCAAAUGGUGGUAGUUGCUAUAAUGGAAGACACUUUCUCGGUUCCCAUUUUGACGCAGUGUCCUGAAUUUACUCUUUUCCUGUGAGUAUUCUACUCUGCCCUAUUGCACACACUCCUUUGUCACGUGGAUGUAUGUUUACCAUAGGUCUUUAACCUGUCCUCCCCAAGAAGAUAAAGCAAACAGAUGUACAUGAAGCUAUCUUAUGCAGUAAAAAUGUGAAAUUUGAACAUUGCUUCGCAAGUAUUGUAUAAAUAACAAGUCUGUAAACAAAUUUCUUAUGUAAACUUACAGGGAAAUAAAGACUUUUAUCUGUUCAAAUGAGAGCAUGAUGUUUAGAGAUGUAAAUAAUUUAAAAUAGCUGUUGUUUUCCUGAGUUGUAAACCCACUUUUGCUGAAUGGAUUUAAACACACUAUUGAGUGACCAGAAAAGAAAAGGCGGACACAUGGGAGAGACAUACCGAGGACAUUUUUAUGAGUCAUGCCACCUUGGAAAAUAAAACCCCUUGUGGUCAAAUAGAACAAAGCCCCUAUGGAAUGACCAGACCUGGGGUUGUAAAAUAGAGCCCAGAUUUGCAGCUGCCCUCCUUAAAUUUAAUCUAUAACAUACCAAGGCCAAAGUAAUUAAACAUUCUAGGUUAGUGAGGACAAUUGUAUGCCCAGUGAGAAAUUGCUCUCAUUUAAUUGCCUCAUAGGCUUGAGACAUGCGGCAUCACUGGCUAGUGUUGGCCCCCAUCCAGUUGUGUGUUCUGCAGCUACCCAACAUAUGGCAGAACCAGAUGCUUCUGUUUAUUAUCAAAGCCCAAAGGUCAUGGAAAUUCUUAGUGUGAUGCUCAUCCCUUAAUUCCUUAAUUUGGGUCCCAAACUGAAUAUCAACUGAUGCCACAUUUCUGAGGUCUUAUGAAGGGAAUUUUGCUUUCUAUUCACUAACUCCAUGAGAAGGCUUUUCAGUACUCUUUAUUUUCCAUUUCUGGCAAGAAUUAUAUCUUUGAUAUUCCCCAAAGUGUUAUUUAUGUUUAUGACAUGGAGAAAAGUAAAAUUCUAAUUCAUUGGACGAAGGAAUAUCCAACCCAAAAUUUAACUUCAGACUUUGAUUCUUGUGUGUGUGUGUGUGUGUGUGUGUGUGUGUGUGUGUGUGUGCGCACGCGCGCCACAUGCUUGUAAUUGAACCCAGGGGCACUUAACCACUUCCCUGGCCCUUUUGAUUUUUUGAGACAGGGUUUCACUAAGUUGCUUAGGUCUUCGAUAAAUUGCUGAGACUGGCUUUGAACUUGUGAUCCUCCUGCCUCAGGCCCCUGAGUUGCCCGGAUUACAAAAGUAUGCCACCAUGCCCGGCUCAGAUUUUCCUUCUUUAGAAAGUACUCUGAUGACCCUCAUUAGUCAGACAGAUAAAUGUUCAGAGUCAACACAUCUCAAAUCAUCAGGCACUUUUGGGGACUCCUUGCUACUCCCUGAAGCAUAAGAGGUUUUACUGAAAUCUACAUAACUUGGAGCCUCAAAAUUGACUAAUAUGGAGUCACCUCUAGAGUCUCCCUUCUGUUUACAGUGAUUAGAAUCUCUGCUUCUCUUGAUUACUCUGUUUCUUGUUCUACCAUCAAAAGAAUUCCUUAAGGAAAUGUAAAUGUCUGGGCUUCCCUUUAUUCUCUGGCAUUUCUUUAGCCUUCAGAGUGCCAGGCCUACAGAGUUGCAAAGGGAGGUUAUUCUAUGCCCCAGUCACACUGGAACCUGCUCUAAAAAGAAUGAAAAGAUUGAGGGACUAAGUUUUCUCAGGAAAAAUCAUUAAAUGUACUUUUCCAGUUUUACAAAAAAGAUGGAUGCUCAAAGACAGAUAGGAAAUAGCUUCUGUCCUUGUUUUGAAGGAGACUAAUUUCCCCUUCACACUUGAUAUUACAGUGUUUUUAUGACUGAACUUUUAAAAAUUGUUGGCAUUUUAAGUAUGGUUUAUCCCCUUACUCACCACUGAAGAAUAUGCUCUGAGUUGGAAGUUUUGUUUUAUUUGUUUGUUUUUGUACCCAGGAUUGAACCCAUAGGCACUUUCAGCCACAUUCCCAGUUCUUUUUAUUUUUUUUUUGAGAUGGGGUCUCACUAAGUUGCUUAGGGCCUCACUAAGUGCUGUGGCUGGCUUUGAACUUCUGAUCCUCCUGUCUCAUCCUCCUGAGCCUCUGGGAUUACAGGUGUGUACCACCGCACCCAGCCCCAAACUCACUUUUUAACAAAUAGUUUUGAUUCGUUUUAAAUUUCCUAAAACCACCAACUUUGUCAAAGUAGUAUACUCACCCCCCCUCCCCCCGCCAUUCUUUUGCAGUACAGGGGAUUGAAUUCAUGGGCACUCUACCAUUGAGCUACAUCACUGGUCCUUAUUUAUUUAUUUAGAUGGGAUCUUGUUAAGUUGCUAAGACUAGCCUUGAACUUGUGAUCCUACUACCUCAGCCUCCCAAGUAGCUGGAAUUAAUAGUGUUCAUUUUGAUUCUUGAUUUAGAUGAUGCCCGAAAAGAUAUUUUUAAUCCCUAAAAGAUAUUUUGCUUUCCUGCAGAAUCAAUAUGACAGUGUCAGCUUUCAGAAUAGUUUUGGAAGAUGAAAAAUUAUACCUUAAUUUUGGCAAAUGAAAGUUUUUCCAGCUGUUGCUGUGCAAGAAAAUGAUUUAAGGUUUUUAGGGGUCUCUUGUGCCUCUUUAAGGCUUGGUGAUUUUCAUUUUUGGAAAAAUUAUUUUUCCCUUCAGAAAUUGUUGCUUGAGUAUUGCUGAGACAAUAUGUCAAUAUACUUGUCUGAGAAUUAGGACUGUGUCUUUCCCACAUAUCUUGGAAGGGAAAAGUUAUCCUAUUUAUCUCCUAACAGCUAACUGAUGCCUUCAUACCACCAUGUAACUGCACAUCUUCGAGUUCUAAUACAAGGAAAAUUUUAUUCUCUUCAAAAAUCAUAAUCUUCAAAGACUGUUCCAAAAGUUACUUAGCACCAGCACUUAAAUUUCAAAUUUGUAAUUGACUAAAUACAUUCAUACAGACAGAAAGGAAAAUAAAAGUGAGUGGAAAAAAAUACUUUUUGUUCCUAGAAAAAAUAAUACUUAAGGUCAGAACUGUUUAAAAAGAAAGCACUGCUAAAAAGUUAUAGGAUUCAGAGAAACAUAGUAUUUUUGUAUAGUAUCUUAUAAAAUGUUCAGACCUCUCUCUACAUUCUCUUUACAAUGUAAUGUCUAAGUGACUGGUUUCCCAAUAAACUAAUUUUGAUGCCUC
This is a messenger RNA of Ictidomys tridecemlineatus (thirteen-lined ground squirrel), 11161 nucleotides long. NCBI's taxonomy places the organism in Eukaryota, Metazoa, Chordata, Mammalia, Rodentia, Sciuridae. The record is from RefSeq and is a predicted model, not a curated record.